This is a messenger RNA of Tetrahymena thermophila SB210, 396 nucleotides long. RefSeq lists its product as hypothetical. The record is from RefSeq and is a predicted model, not a curated record. The transcript has a single exon. NCBI's taxonomy places the organism in Eukaryota, Ciliophora, Oligohymenophorea, Hymenostomatida, Tetrahymenidae.
AUGAAAAAGAAAACUUAUUCGAUAACUAAACCAUUCUUUCACUUAUAAAAAAUUCAUAAAUUUAGAAAGCACAAACAUAAAAAAAAUUAUAAGAAAGUGUUUAAAAAUGUAACGAAUAAAUAAGAAAAGCUAUCAGUUAAAAUUAAGCUCUCAAUUUUAGUAGCUAAAGUAAUAAUUUAUAAACAGAAAGCUCAUUGGCUGGAACUAUCUCUGAAAAUAUCUUUAGUAAAGAUCUAACAUUAUCCUAGAAGGUAAAAAUAUUGUUAAAUAAAAAGACUGAGUAAUAAGUCAUAGAGUUAUACGAAAAUUAAAAACAGCAAGAGAAAUCUUUAGUAAAUGAAAAUAACAAAUUUUCGUUAUCUGAGACUUAAAGAUACUAUUAUUAACCUAAAUUGA